AUGAAGCCGUUUCUUCUAGGCCUUCUGAAGUGUAAGAGGUGCUCGUUCAUGACAAAGCUGGUUCUGCAAUGCGAAAAGGCGGAGGGCUGUGAUGUGGACGAUGUCCAGAUCUUUAACAAACAUGUGUUUGUUGAGAAUGGUGGGGAGAGGCUGAAGCUUCUUGCCAGAAGCCUCGAGGGCUUUUAUGGGAACCCUGUUUCUGAGGAGGAAAUCGAUUUUUUUGUCGAAAACCCUGACGAAGAUGAAAGAAUAAAGGGGCUUUUGUUCGGCGUGGAUGUUGUGGAGGGGAGUUUAAGGUGUGAUGCGUGUGGGCUUGUAUACCCGAUCAGGAAUUCGAUUGUGGAGACAGUUGACACGGCUGAGUCUAAGUAA
Encephalitozoon hellem ATCC 50504 is the source of this 372-nucleotide messenger RNA. RefSeq lists its product as uncharacterized. The transcript has a single exon. Lineage: Eukaryota; Fungi; Microsporidia; Unikaryonidae. The coding region runs from base 1 to 372 and encodes 123 amino acids. The record is from RefSeq and is a predicted model, not a curated record.